CUCUGCCAGGCCCAUCACAAGGGAAAUGAAAACCAAGAUUGGCCUUAUCUGGUAUCAAAUGUGAGCUACGAGCAAAUAGAACAUCUUUUAGGAGUAUCAAUACCGUCACAUGAAUUGUCAAUGUGUGAAUGUGAUGUACCAAAAAAUCUACCGUUCCUAAUGGUAUUAGGUAACAAAGCAACUUUGCCGCCCACUACCACUAAAGCACCGCCUCCCCAAGUCAAAUUCCUAGAGUUUCCCCGUCAACUGGGUUGUAUGCCUAAGAAAAUCAUUACAUGAAAAUAUGAGAUUAAGAAACCAUAUAAUUGAAGUUGUAUAAGUAUAGCUGUUUUGUUCACUCAAAAUAGGAUUGCAACAAGUUUGAGCAAGGUUGGGAGAUUGAAAGAGAUGAAGGAGCCAAGGAGGCUGUUGAGUUCUACAGCUUUAGCAGCCUGUUUACUUCUAAUGACAUUGCUUUAUGCAACAUAUUUUGCAUCAAUAGAUAUCCUGUUUGAACCAUGUAAACAUUUGUCUAUCCACUAUUCUUUCUGUUUCUGCUGUUUCAUACUCAUAGACUGACCUGGCUUUGCUUGGAAAUUCAAGGGAAGCACCCAACAACAGAUUGGAGAGGCAAUUCCAGCAGGGAAAAGGUAGACAAAGGCAGUGAUUCUCAGAGGUCUUGGUUGAGAAGACUUGUCAGAGGUUAUCUGUUGUCCAUCUAACAUUCUUAUGAUAUGGAGUGUCUCAAACUUUUGGCAUAUACAUAUAUAUAUAUAUAUAUAUAUAUUUUCCCCUGAUUAUGGUGUUCAAUGCAAUAGGUGAUGAUCGAACCAGGCUUGAAGCAGAGGGAUUUUCUUGCCACAAUGGUCUUCACGCAGAUGUCUGUGUUGCCAAUAAACCUGUCAGGAUUGACACCAAAGCAAUGAAAAUUUACAUUCCAUCUGAUUCCAACAAAUCCCUUGAAAGAAUAGUUAAGCCAUAUGCAAGGAAGGAGGAUGACAUGCAGAAUGUCACACCAGUGAAGAUGCUAAAGGGAAAUAUCAACCCACCUGCUUGUGAUUUCACGCACAAUGUCACAGCUGUUAUCUUCUCCUCUGGUGGCUUUGCUGGGAACCUGUUUCAUGAAUUCAACGAGAUUAUCAUCCCUUUAUUCAUCACUUGCCGCCAUUUCCAGUCACGCUUGAAAUUCAUCAUCACUGAUUACAGUGCCCAGUGGGUGCAGAAGUACAACCAGAUUCUCACUCAAAUUUCUCCUUAUGCAGCCAUAGAUCCUGAGGCAGACGGCAAGGUUCAUUGCUUUCCAGGAGCUAUUGUAGGGCUCCAGUUCCAUGACAACCUAGUCCUCAAUUCCACAGACAUUCCAGGAGGGUAUUCCAUGACUGAUUUCAAGCACUUCCUCAUGGAAACAUACAAUCUGAAAAUAAAGCAUGUUUCGGAAGUUGAGAAGCCAGUGUUGAUGCUUAUAUCUCGCCAGAACUCUCGAAGGUUUUUGAAUGAAGAUGAAAUGGUGAAGCUGAUGGAGAAACUAGGUUUCCAGGUACUGGUUAUUCCGCCUGGUAGGAUGUCAAAACUAAAGAAGUUUGCCAGGGUGGUGAACUCCUGCAGUGUUUUGGUUGGAGCACAUGGUGCUGGUAUGGCGAAUGAGCUGUUCUUGCCUACUGGAGCAGUGGUGAUUCAGGCAGUUCCACUGGGACUGGAGUGGGCAUCAACUGCCUACUUUGGGGAGCCUGCUGGGGGAAUGGGUCUGAGAUACUUGGAGUACAAGAUUGAGCCAGAGGAGAGUUCCCUCAUUAACACCUAUGGAAGAGAUCACCUUGUCAUUACUGAUGUAGGCUCUAUAAUUGCUAAAGGAUACCAAGCUUUCAGAGCAGUUUAUGUCGAUGGCCAAGACCUAAAGAUCAAUCUGACUAGGUUUAGGGAAACCCUUAUUGAAGCAAUGCAAAUUCUAGGAUUCUCAGCUCCCUGAAUUGAAAAUGCAAGUCAGGAUUACUGGAUAUAUACUCAGUAAUCAUCCUUCAAGUUUCAGCAUGAAAAACAGUGAAAUAACAUUUUGGAGAAAAACCAAAAUCAUAAUUUGACCUCAUUUUCAUUUUCUUUGGCCAGUUAUUUUUCUUAGUUUGGUCCAGAGACAUUAUAGGGCAUAUGCCGAUUCAGAAUGACAUUCUUUGAUCUUUUCAGCAUGUGAAGUGUACUUCUAAGAU
Molecule: messenger RNA, 2180 nt
Organism: Rubroshorea leprosula
Lineage: Eukaryota; Viridiplantae; Streptophyta; Magnoliopsida; Malvales; Dipterocarpaceae
Source: the annotation of a GenBank genome assembly